This is a messenger RNA of Heteronotia binoei (common prickly gecko), 6460 nucleotides long. RefSeq names its product IQ motif containing GTPase activating protein 3 (gene IQGAP3). Gene Ontology annotation, cellular component: cytoplasm. The record is from RefSeq and is a predicted model, not a curated record. Gene Ontology annotation, biological process: regulation of actin cytoskeleton organization; regulation of GTPase activity. Gene Ontology annotation, molecular function: actin filament binding; calmodulin binding; GTPase activator activity. NCBI's taxonomy places the organism in Eukaryota, Metazoa, Chordata, Lepidosauria, Squamata, Gekkonidae. The coding region runs from base 89 to 5020 and encodes 1643 amino acids. The transcript has 38 exons.
GGAUUUGUCAGCUGGAAGAAGGAAAGAGGUGGCGGGAAAUUCAAAAAUCAAAUCCAAAACGGAGUUGGAGGAAGCGGAUUAGCUGGCGAUGGAGCAGCUCACGAGAGGCUCCGGGCAUGGGCCCUCUCAGUCAGGCUAUGAACGCUUGACUGCAGAUGAAAUGGAUGAGAAAAGGCGUCAGAAUGAGGCCUACCAAUAUCUUUGUCGCUUAGAGGAGGCUAAACGCUGGAUGGAGGCCUGCUUGAAGGAGGAUCUGGCGUCGCCCACCGAACUGGAGGAAAGUUUGCGGAACGGCGUUAUCCUGGCCAAACUCGGCCACUUCUUUGCUCCAGAUGUGGUUCCCUUGAAGAAGAUUUACGAUUUAGGUCAGGCACGUUUCAAGGCAUGUGGGCUACACUACCGUCACACAGACAACAUCAAUCACUGGCGGGAUGCUAUGAGUCACAUUGGAUUACCAACGAUCUUCCACCCUGAGACAACAGACAUCUAUGACAAGAAAAACAUGCCUCGGGUCGUCUAUUGUAUUCACGCUUUGAGUUUAUACCUGUUUAAAUUGGGGCUGGCUCCCCAGAUCCAGGAUUUGUAUGGGAAAGUGAACUUCACAGAUGAGGAAAUUAACCAUAUGAAGUGUGAGCUGGAGAAAUACGGCUUGCAGCUGCCGUCGUUCAGCAAGAUAGGGGGAAUUCUCGCUAAUGAGCUCUCUGUGGACGAAGCGGCAGUGCACGCUGCUGUCCUUGCUAUCAACGAAGCGGUGGAGGCAGGGAUUGUGGCCCAAACCAUGAUGGCCCUCCACAACCCCAGUGCCAUGCUGUGCAACCUUCGGGAGAACUUCGCUGCGGUCUAUCAGGAGGUGCUCUAUCGGGCCAAGGUGGAAAAAGCCAGCAAUGCAAAGAAUCAGAACCUGAAAGAGAUUCCUGAAGGUGAAGACAUUUACGAUCGGUUUCUAACGCAGGCUGAGAUACAAGGAAACAUCAACAAAGUUAACGUGAAAGGUGCUCUAGAGUUGGUGGAUGACACCCUAGAGGGACAGGAUCCCCAGGCCUUGUACUUCGCUUUGCAGGAUCCCAUCCUAGCCUUGAGAAACCUGCAGCGAGAGAACGCAGACUGGUACCUGGAUCAGCUGAGUGGUGACCGGGAACAGAAGGCACUGGAACUGGGCUACAUUGAUUUGCUCGAGCAAGAGGAAAUUCAAGCAGGGAUUUAUGCAGCCAAUGAGAGAGGAGAUCAGGAACGUGCUGUGGUGCAGGCUGUAAGGCACAUCAAUUCCUCCAUUCGGAGAGGAAUAGCAGAAGAGACUGCACAGGCCCUAAUGAACCCAGAAGCUCAGCUGCCAGAGAUCUUCCCCUUUGCUGCCCACUUGUACCAGCAGGAAUUGACUAUCUUGCAACAGCAGCAGCCACAGGGUGAGUUGGUCCAAGAGGAACUAUUUGUUGCUGUGGAGAUGCUGUCUGCGGUGGCCCUUAUCAACCAAGCCCUUGAACACGGAGACACCAGCACCUUCUGGAAAGUUCUGGUCAGCUCCAGUUUAGGUCUGUCAGAUGUAGAAGACAGCAAUGCACAGCGUUAUUUUGAUGACUUACUGAAACGGAAGCGUCGCUGUAGAAAUGGAAAGAAUGAGUUCCUGAGCUGGAAUGGCAUCCAGGCUUCCGUGAACGACGUUAAUGUCUUGGUCCAAGAGGAAAACAACAAAGUCCUCGCUGUCCGACUGAUCAAUGAGGCACUGGACCAGGGUAGCCCGGAAAAAACACUCACUGCUCUGUUGCUGCCGACUGCUGGCCUGUGUGAUGUGAUGCUCCCAAAUGCUAGGCGGUACCGUGAUGUUCUGACCCAAGUGCGGAAGCAAAAAGCACAGGCAAGCGGAGAUGCUGGAGCCAUGCUGUGGUGGGAAGAGAUUCAGGAGGGGGUCUCCAAAGCCAACCAGGAUUCAGAAGUGGCAAAGAGAAUGGCUCUGGGCAUCGCUGCUAUUAAUCAGGCCAUAAAAGAAGGAAACGCGACGCAGACGGUCAGGGUCCUGUGCAAUCCAGAUGUGUCUCUGUGUGGCGUGGUGAUGGAGUGCGCUAGCGCUUAUCAGGCGCAGCUUAGUGCUGUCAUGGCUGCUAGGAAACCACCAGGGAAUGCAAAAGGCCCUUGGGUCCAACACAAACUGAAGGAUGGAGCAGAAUAUUACUUCAGCCUGCAGACGUUUGAAGGUGUGUGGGAUCAGCCACGUCCUUGUGUCCUUAAUACAACACAUCUCAGCCGGGAGGAAAUCCAGUUUGCAAUCACCAGAGUGACAGCUGCCCAUGAUCGGGAACGCCUCUGGAAAUUGAACGUCGAAUUGGUCAUUCAGCUGCAGGCACGCAUGAGGGGCUUCCUCGUCCGGCAGGACUUUGCAACAUGCUGGCACCUUUUGUCAACACAGGUCCCGGCUGCUGUUAAAAUUCAGGCUUACUGGCGUGGAUACCGACAGCGGAGGAGCUACCUGGAAAGACUGCAGUAUUUGAGGGAGAAUGUGGAUGCUGUAAUAAGGCUACAAUCUUGGGUACGGAUGUGGCACACGCGGAAAAGGUAUCUAGAACGGCUGCAGUACUUCAGGAGAAACGUUAAAGCUAUAAUAAAAAUCCAGACGUUUGUCCGAGCUAAUAAGGCUCGAGGGGAUUACAGGAUGCUGGUGCGCAGCCAGAACCCGCCGCUCAGCAUCGUCCGGCGCUUUGCCCACCUGCUGGAACAGAGCCAGCGUGACUAUUGGGAGGAGAUAGAGCUCCUGGACCUCCAAGAGAACGUAGUGAGGGGGAUCCGUUCCAACCAGCAGCUGGAGAGUGACCUCAAUCUCAUGGAUAUCAAGAUCGGAUUGUUGGUUAAGAACAGGAUCACCCUCCAGGAAGUGGUCUCUCACUGCAAGAAGCUGACCCGGAAAAACAAAGAGCAACUCUCAGAUUUGAUGGGCCUGGACAAGCAAAAAGGGCUGAAGUCGCUCAGCAAGGAGAAGCGGGAGACCCUGGAGGCAUACCAGCACCUCUUCUACCAGUUGCAGACCCACCCGCUGUAUUUGGCCAGGCUGAUCAUGCAGAUGCCCCAGAACAAGUCCACCAAGUUCAUGGAGUCGGUGGUCUUUACGCUCUUCAAUUAUGCCUCCAAUGCCAGAGAGGCCUACCUCCUGCUCCAGCUCUUCAGAAGUGCCUUGCAGGAGGAGAUCAAGUCAAAAGUCGACCGAAUCCGUGACAUCCUAACGGGGAAUCCAAUGGUGAUCCGCUUGGUGGUGAGCUUUUAUCGGAAUGCCCACGGACAGAAUGCCUUGCGCCAGAUCCUGGGGGGGCCCGUGCAGGAGGUUCUGCAGAACAAAACUCUCAGCAUCCGCACCAGCCCCGUGGAUAUCUACAAAGGCUGGGUCAACCAAACGGAGUCUCAGACUGGGAAAAAAAGCAACCUUCCAUACGAUGUUAGCCCUGAACAAGCCCUUAGCCACCCUGAGGUCCAGAGGAGGCUGGACAUCUCCAUCCGCAAUCUACUGGCAGUGGCAGACAAGUUCCUCUCGGCCAUCAUGACUUCUGUGGACAAAAUUCCUUAUGGGAUGCGUUACAUGGCCAAAGUCUUGAAAGAGUCUUUAAUCGAGAAGUUUCCAGAUGCUCCUGAGGAGGAUAUUUACAAGAUUGUGGGGAACCUGCUGUACUACCGUUUCAUGAACCCAGCCGUGGUCGCUCCAGAUGGUUUUGAUAUUGUCGACAUUUCGGCUGGGGUAGCCCUGCAUUCCGACCACAGGCGCAACUUGGGGUCCAUCGCUAAGAUCUUGCAACACGCCGCUGCCAACCAAAUGUUUGAAGGGGAGAACAGCCAUCUCAGGGUGAUCAACCAGUACCUGGAGGAAACGCACCUUAAAUUCAGAAAAUUCAUCAGCUUGGCUUGUUCAGUACCAGAACCAGAGGACAGGUUUAAUGUAGACAAAUACUCUGAUAUAGUGAUGAUCACCAAACCAGUGGUCUACAUCACCGUUGGGGAACUAAUUAAUACACACAAGCUGUUACUGGAGCACCAGCGGUUUGUGGCUCCUGAUCCUAGGGACCCUUUGCAUGAGCUUUUAGAAGACCUGGGGGAGUUGCCUACCAUCCAGUCCUUAAUAGGUGAAAGUGUGGGAAAUGGAGACUCGGAACAUGCCCUGUCUCAGCUCGCCAAGGCAGAGUUCUCACUUACCCUCACCAAUAAAUUUGAUGGGGCAGAGACCAACACUGAGGGCAAGGAUACCAAAAGCUUGUUGCUAAGCACCAAACAGAUGCUGGUGGAUGUGAUCCAAUCUCAGCCUGGAGAUUUGCUUAUGGAAAUAUUACGGACCAAGGCAUCAGAGGAUCAGGAAGUCUUUCACCACCAUCUCAUGAAGAGGAGGGCCUUAUGUGAUGCUCAGGCCCCAGGCAAACUGAGGCGCAACCGCUCCCUGGCCGGCAACAGCCUCCUCUCGAUCGAGGAGAAGAAGCGGAAAGUUGUCAAGAAUCUGCGGCACCUUGAAAGUCUGGGGGUGGUUGAUUCCACCAACCAGUAUCAAGAGAUCAUCAAUGAGAUGGCCAAGGAUAUUCGCAACCAGCGGCAACACCGGCAGCACCGCAAGGCAGAGCUGGUGAAGCUGCAGCAGACCCUUCACAGCCUCAACUCCAAGAGGAUGUUCUACGAGGAGCAGGUGGACUACUACAAUCAGUACAUCUGGACCUGCCUGGACAACCUCGCUGCCAGAAGCAAGCCUAGCAAGAAGCAAGCAACCCUCCAUUACACUGCGGCUCGUCUCUUUGAAAAGGGUGUUUUGCUGGAGAUUGAAGGCCUCCCAGUCAACCAGCUCAGAAAUGUCAUUUUUGACAUCGUUCCCUGUGGAGAAGCUGGCCAGUUCCAGGUGAAGGCAAAGUUUAUGGGGAUCGACAUGGAGAAAUUUCUGCUUCAUUACCAGGACCUCCUCCAGCUCCAGUACGAGGGCGUUGCUGUCAUGAAGAUGUUUGACAAGGCCAGAAUCAAUGUCAACCUCUUGAUCUUCCUCCUCAACAAGAAGUUCUUCAAAAAGUAGCUGGGGGCAGUUGGAGGUGGGGAUUGUGCAAGAGUUCCAGGAAAUACAGAGAAUUAUGUUGUGGGGAAAGGGGUCGUUGACACAAUGCCAAAGAAACAGUGGUACUCCAAAGCCAUGACGGUGCUCUGCUAAUUCAUGUGCAGCCAUCAACUUGAAGCCUGCAUUUGAGCUAUUCUGCUUCAAACUGGAGGGGUGUGGGCUCCAAUAAUUUAGUAUUCCUCCAGAUGAUGCUAUCCCUGCAUCUGAGGUAGCUUCUCAGGCAGACGGUUUGGCUUUAGAACACUUCUUGAUAAUGCUAGCUUUCUAUCUGCAGGGAAUAUUCCUCCAUGCAGUUGAAAUCCCUCAAAUGUAGAAACCUAGCCUAUCCCGGAGAAGGACACUUGCCCAACCAUCUCCCCAAAUUGUUAGUUUUCCACAUGCAGGGUUUUUGUGUAUAUGUCUAAAGGGACGUUCUGGUCUUCCGUGAUAGAAACAGCAUAACACAAGCUUAGGUUGACCAGUUCUGAUUUUGUUGUUGUCGUUUUUCUUUAUCCUUGCACUCCAGUUCCUCGGGUCCCAGAGCUUCUAUGCAAGUGCAAUAUAUCUGUGUGGGCUAUGGAUUGCUCGCCUGCAGGCUGAAGCACGUAGAGUUGAUCUGCGCAGGUUGCAGCAAUGUUUAAACAAGACCCUGCGCAUGUGCAAAGUCACACGUGGGGAAGGGCUUAGUCUCACUGGCAUCACUUAUAAAGCAGGCCUUGGGUUGGACUGUACAGUCCACCGGAGUGCACUCCAAUAGCACCGUCAUGGAGACAGUGUGGAAAAACCUUGCUGACACUAAUACAUAAAAAAAAAUCUUUCUUUUGCUGCUGCUUUACUGUUUCAUGUCCCAGACAAUGACCUUGGUUACUAUUAAUUCUAUAUAUAAUUGUCAUGCUUUUUGAAGUUAUUCAUGGAACCUGAGAUUCCCUAUAGUACCCUGUAAUUUUGCGGAAAAUAUAUGCUUUGUUUUCUACUUGGACUGAAAGUUCUGGCACGCACUUCCUUGAUAAAGCCACAAGCAAACAAGACAUUUUAAGAAACCUGCAUCGCCGGAGAUACGAGAGACCUGGAAUGGCACUUGGAAGAGAUUGCAAAAUAUCAGAAUUUGAGGAUAGUCACCUGAUCAUUGGGAAAUUCACACGUCUAGACAUUUGAGCUGAACACGGUUACCAAUGAGUCUUUCUUCAUGAUGGGAAACCUUGUUCACAUAGCCAGUUAAGGUCACUGGCUGCCUGAUUUUAUAUUAUAGCAAAUUAUGUACUUGUCUUUUUUUUAUUUCCCUCCUCACUUUUGGUUUGGUUUCUGGAAUUGUUUGGCUUGUGUAUGUCAUCAGCUGCAUGACUGAUGAUGGAGGACUUUGCAAGUUUUUUUAAUGGUUUGUACAGGAGAAGAUUUUUAAAGAAAUAAAAUUAUUGGCUCUAA